Messenger RNA from Didymodactylos carnosus, 1398 nucleotides. The record is from the annotation of a GenBank genome assembly. Lineage: Eukaryota; Metazoa; Rotifera; Eurotatoria; Philodinida; Philodinidae.
UGGACUUCGUUGUGUUUUGAAUAACUUUCGAUAGGAAUGAGAUAGAGAUCUCCGACUCUGUUGCGACUCAUGUUGCUAAGACCUUAAGAUAUGUUUUUGUAAGCAGAAACGUGUUUCAAAAUUUUCUAGAAGUCCAAUUUUUUCAGGCCACUUUGGAAAACCAGUUCCGUUCUCAGAAAACUAGCAUACAGUGUUAGUAAUUUUUUUAGAUGCGCGGGUAGUCCAUUUGUUACUCUACAAAAUUAUGCAAGUCCCAGCUCUCCAGCUAUCGUCGUUCGGAGAGGGUUCGCUUUCCCCGAGCAGGUGUCUGUCUCCGAGGAGACAUUCCUGGGAAUCUCGAAAUGCCAUGGACUAUAGGUAAUCGACUACACUGAGCAUGGUGGAAACAUUUGUUUUUGUGAACAAAUGAAUUUAACUUCGCCUGAGGCAGUUUUGUGAAAAACCGGUUUUUCGCCUGUUAACAGCAAAUAUUAAAAUCAUUAUGUCUCGGUCAAAUCUCAUGCUGACUCAAGGAACCUUUCAGGAAAGACUUAAAAGGUACCAUAUAUUGUUGAUCAAGCCGAAAGAUUGUCCAGCAAAACACUGAGGCUUGGGGGGUUUUCAGAGGGGUUCUGGAAAACCUUCAACCAAUGCCUAGCUGAAAUUCGUCUUUUUCGCCUUCAAUUAUGACUUAUGAGUUGUCCUGAGCGUUUCCGUGAGUCAGCAUGAGAUUUGACCGAGAUAUACAGAUUUUAUAUUUGCUGAUAACAGGCGAAAAACCUGUUUUUCACAAAAAUACCUCUGGCGAAGUUAUAUUCAUUUGUACACAAAAACAAAUGUUGCCACUAUGCUCAGUGUACUCGAAGAAAAAAAAUAGAAUUUCCGAUAUAUUAUGAGUUUGGAAAUCUCCAGUUUUCGAGUAAACUUACUUCUUGUACUUAAGGAAUGUUUUUACUAACCCAGUCAAAGGAAGAUAUUUUUAAACACAUAAGCGUCUAAUUGAGUUAAUAUCUUCCCAAAACUUUAGGUUUUCGUUUUCUGACGCAUUGUAUCUUUUGUACCAAAGGAAUUAAUGUUAAUAUCAUGAUUUCAGCGAUUCUUUUAGGAAAUAUUCAAAUGAUGAGCAUUGGCGAAUCAGUUCGAAAAAUUUCUUAUGAUGAAUUUUCAAGUGAUGUUCGUACUGCUAUAACAUAUGCAGUAAAAUAUCUCACACAAGAUGAUUUUGGUUUUAUUAUUCAAAAGGGAACAGCUGCAAGUGCUAUUGCAUUAAUGGACUAUUUUAUAGCGCAGAAAGAAGCUUUAUGUGGUUACUCAAUCGUAGCGGAUCGUGAAGGGAUUAGGGAAUGUGUUAUGGGUUCUCAUCAGCAAAAUGAGAUGGAUUAUCAUGCCGAAAAAGAUGGAUUAAUCGGUGCCAUGUCU